This is a messenger RNA of Pochonia chlamydosporia 170, 1566 nucleotides long. RefSeq names its product CMGC/CDK protein kinase. Gene Ontology annotation, molecular function: cyclin-dependent protein serine/threonine kinase activity; ATP binding. Gene Ontology annotation, biological process: protein phosphorylation. NCBI's taxonomy places the organism in Eukaryota, Fungi, Ascomycota, Sordariomycetes, Hypocreales, Clavicipitaceae. The transcript has 6 exons. Gene Ontology annotation, cellular component: nucleus. The coding region runs from base 1 to 1566 and encodes 521 amino acids. The record is from RefSeq and is a predicted model, not a curated record.
AUGGACCGGCCACCAGAGACCACGCCCGACGGCACCUCGCCGCGUACAUUUGCCCUCAACCAUCUGCGGCCCAAGCACAGCUUCCAGGGCUGUUCGCGCAUCUCCGACUACGAGCUACAAGGAAAACUGGGCGAGGGAACAUUCGGUGAAGUUCACCGGGCCCGAUCGAAGAAGACGGGCGCCCUCGUCGCGCUCAAAAAGAUUAUAAUGCAUCAUGAAAAAGACGGCUUUCCCAUCACUGCGCUUCGGGAGAUUAAGCUCCUCAAGCUGCUUUCACACAAGAAUAUUCUGAGAUUGGAAGACAUGGCAGUCGAGCAUCCAUCUCGAUCCACCGACAAGCGGAAAAAGCCCAUCAUGUACAUGGCCACGCCGUACAUGGACCAUGAUUUGUCUGGCUUGCUGGACAAUCCCUCGGUUCACUUCAAAGAAGCCCAGAUCAAGUGCUACUUGAUGCAACUGCUACAGGGUCUCUGUUACCUUCACGAUAAUCACAUCCUCCACCGAGAUAUGAAGGCGGCCAAUCUGUUGAUUGACAACCACGGCAUCUUGCAAAUUGCCGAUUUCGGUCUGGCCAGGCAUUAUGAUGGUCCUACGCCGCAGGCUGGUCGGCCAAUGGGCGAUGGACGACGAGACUACACUGGUUUGGUUGUUACUAGAUGGUAUCGCCCGCCUGAGUUGUUGCUGCAACUGAGACAGUAUACUACCGCCAUCGACGUAUGGGGGGUUGGCUGCGUAUUUGCUGAAAUGCUGGUGGGAAAACCCAUCCUAGCAGGCGAAAGCGACCCGCACCAGCUCGAGCUGAUAUGGGACUUGAUGGGCUCGCCUAAUGACGAUGUCAUGCCCGGGUGGAAGCAACUGCCCGGUGGCGAGCAUUUGAACCCUCGACCGCGUCCUGGAAACUUGCAGAGUCGGUUCAGAGAGUACGGCUCUGGUGCCAUCGCACUCCUCAAAGAGCUCCUCAAAUUGGACUGGAGAACACGGAUCAACGCCGUAGACGCCUUGGACCACGCCUACUUCAAAAUGGCCCCCUUACCAAUGCAACCAGAGGAUAUCCCCACAUACGAAGAGAGCCAUGAGCUCGACAGGAGAAAGUUCCACGACCGCAAGGCAAAUCUACCGCCUGCACCCAAAGGCGGCACCGUCGGCGUUGGCCCAGACUCGAACAACGCCACCGCCGGCUUCAACAGCGGUGAUGGAUACGGUCGAAACGGCGUCAACGGCGGGCGGUACAGAGACGAGCGCCGUCCGGCAUGGCAGCGAGACAGGGGUCCUCAUGCGCGUCCACCACCACAGGACCGUCCUGGUAACAGAGAUGAUGCUGAUUACCGAAGGAACAGGGUUCCAGGGAGGGGACCGGGUGGUGCAGGUGCAGGCGCAGGCGCAGAUACCGAUACGUAUAUACCUGCGUAUAGGGGCGAUGAGGCCGGUCGCAGGAGGGAUGACAGGCCAAGGGAUGAGCGGAGGAGGUAUAAUGGCAAGGAUGAGCGGUGGGAGCGCCGGACUAGGAGUCGCAGUCGGUCGCCUGUUCAUGAGAGGAGGGCUGAUAGGGACAUGUACAGACGGUAG